This is a messenger RNA of Fusarium fujikuroi IMI 58289, 873 nucleotides long. RefSeq names its product related to Rtm1p. Gene Ontology annotation, cellular component: membrane. The transcript is spliced from 2 exons. The record is from RefSeq and is a predicted model, not a curated record. Bases 1 to 873 code for a protein of 290 amino acids. Lineage: Eukaryota; Fungi; Ascomycota; Sordariomycetes; Hypocreales; Nectriaceae.
AUGCCCGAGUUAAAGAAAUAUCUCGGUAAAGUCUACCUAUGGCAAUAUGUCCCCAGUCUCGUCGGAUCAAUCAUCUUCACGCUUCUCUUCGCCCUCGCAACAGUAGCCGUUGGAUAUAAAAUGCACAAGUCAAAAACACGCUUCUGUCUCCCUUUCUUCCUUGGUGGCGUCUGCGAAGUACUGGGCUACUUCUUCCGAGCUCUAUGCUACAAUGCCACCGACUCGCUCCCUCUCAAUAUCAUGCAAGCCCUCUUUCUCCUCCUGCCACCCGUGUUCUUCGCAGCGACAUUAUACAUGGUCUAUUCUCGUCUGGUCAGAGCUAUAGGUGGAGAAAGUUGUUCACUCAUCUCCGUUCGCUGGACGACUCGGUUUUUCGUCCUUGGAGAUGUUCUCACGUUUAAUAUCCAGGGGAAUGGCGGCGGACUGCUCGCGAAUGAGGAUCUUGUUCACAUCGGAAAUAUCAUCGUUAUUACCGGCCUUAUCGCCCAGAUCUUACUCUUCCUCGCUUUUGUAGCCUGCUGCGUUGUAUUUCAUCGACGGUUCAGGGUCUAUUUGAGGCAUUCUGGCAUCCCUGCGACGGUCCGUUGGGAGGCAUAUCUAGAUAUGCUUUACUUCACAUCAACUCUCAUUUUAGUUCGAAAUAUCUUUCGAGUUGUCGAGUUUGCCAUGGACAAGGAGGGAUAUUUGCAGCAGAAGGAAUGGCCGACUUUUGUAUUUGACUCGGUUUUGAUGCUUUUUGUCAUGGUUGCAUUCUAUAUGAGAUAUCCUGGCAAUCUUCUGCCGCAUUCGAGAGACUCGGCGAUUGAGCUUGUGCCAAAGGAUGAGUCUCGGACAGGAGAAGCUGGUGCUUCAAAUAACAUGGAGCACAGAUAG